AUGACUAGAAGUUCACCAGGUCCGCUCGUUCUUCUCAAUUCAACUUUGGACGUUCAACGAUACAAGGCGAUUUUGGAGAACGAUCUUCUUCCAUUUGCGACCACAAAAAUUGGACAAGGAUGGUUGCUGUACCAGGACAACGCUCCAUGCCACAAAGCUCGUCUACCCGGAUGGUUCCGAUCGAAUGGAAUUCAGCUCGUAUCUGCUCCUCCCUACAGUCCGGAUUUGAACGUUAUCGAACAUUUGUGGGCGUUUUUGAAGCUGAAAUUGAAGGGAAAACGCUUCAAUACCAAGAUUGAGCUAUGGUACUUCAUUCGACACGUCUGGAAAAAGAUCAGUCCUCAAAUUUUACAGGAUUUGGUCGACUCGAUGCCGAGAAGGAUUCAAGCAAUAAUUUCAUCAAAAGGAGGCCCUACCAAAUAU
Molecule: messenger RNA, 423 nt
Organism: Mesorhabditis belari
Lineage: Eukaryota; Metazoa; Nematoda; Chromadorea; Rhabditida; Rhabditidae
Source: the annotation of a GenBank genome assembly